AUGCCUCUCAUUCAAAAGCCCCGUGCUAAGGUUCUGGUGACAGAGAAGCUCUCCAAUGAUGGGAUGGCUCUGUUGCGCACUUCUUUGGAUGUGGACGAGCACAAGAAUCUCAGCCCAAAGGAACUCCUAAGCAAGAUUCCAGAAUAUAACGCUCUUAUUAUACGCUCUGAAACUCAAGUUACAGACUUGGUGCUCCAGGCUGCGCGAAACUUGAAAGUAGUCGCUCGUGCUGGGGUUGGCGUUGACAAUGUUGAUGUCAGUGAAGCUACCAGACUGGGAAUUGUCGUUGUCAAUUCCCCCUCUGGCAACAUUGGAGCCGCCGCCGAGCACACCAUCGCACUAAUGAUGGCAUUGGCACGAAAUAUCCCUGAGGCAUGUGCCAGUCUGAAGAGUGGAAAAUGGGAGCGAAGCAAGUUUAUCGGUGUCGAGAUGAAAGGCAAAGUCUUGGGGAUAAUUGGGUUGGGAAAAGUGGGUUUGAUUGUGGCCCGUCUUGCAAAAGGCCUCGGCAUGACCAUCAACGCUCUUGAUCCAUAUGCCUCUCUAUCAGUGGCAGCAUCUGCAUCUGUGAACCUUGUACCUUCUCUGCCAGAGCUUCUUUCAUGCUCUGAUUUUGUGACUAUUCACACUCCUUUGAUCGCAUCUACUCGUGGGAUGAUAGGGGCAGCUGAACUAGCACAAAUGAAGACCGGCGCCCGUAUACUGAAUGUCGCCCGAGGUGGCACAAUUGAUGAAGAUGCCUUACUCGCCGCGUUGGAAUCUGGUCAUUUAGCCGGCGCAGCCGUAGACGUGUUUACAACCGAGCCGCCAACUUCUGAUACCACACCAGGGAAGCUGAUUGCGCACCCGAAAGUCAUUGCUACUCCGCAUCUAGGAGCGUCCACAGUGGAAGCUCAGGAAAAUGUCUCCGUGGAUGUCUGUGAGCAGGUUCUAGAAAUCCUGAAUGGGUCUCUUCCGCGGAGUGCAGUGAACGCACCGCUCAUCCUACCAGAAGAGUACCAGAAGCUUCAGCCAUUCGUGCGCCUAGUCGAGAAGAUUGGCAUACGCCAUCCUCCCGGAGGCUCCAUGACUCGGAACACCUUUGACCUGAUAUACCAAGGCGAAGUUGCCGGCAUUCAUAAUACUAGGCCCUUGUAUGCUGCUCUUAUCAAAGGACUCCUCGCUCCUAUCAGCGCUUCCGAGGGCUUUAAUAUCAACAUUGUCAAUGCAGAAUUAAUUGCCCACGAGCGUGGCAUCUUUGUUUCCGAACAACAUUCGCGCGAUCCGUCAGACAGCUCAUCCUAUUCGUCGCUGGUUACGCUCGUUGCACGCCCGCCAUCUCGUGCUCCAUCCCGAGCCCCUGGCGUUACGGAGUCUUCUAGCUCUGCGCCUCAACAACAACAGCGAAUCAUCUGCGGCACGUGCUCCGGGAAUAGGCCCCUCAUCACUCGGCUUGAUAGAUUUGAGGCGUCGUUUGAACCGCAAGGCAACCUUCUGAUUUGUGUUAACUACGACUCUCCGGGCAAGAUUGGCGUCGUGGGAAGCAUCCUCGGUCGAGAGGGAGUCAAUAUCAAUUUCAUGAUCGUGGCGCCUGUCUCGCCUAAGUUGAGGGACAACUAUGACGAGGGUGAUGCUCAACUCACGGAGAAAGAGAAGCUUGAUUCCACGGAAGCUCUCAUGAUUCUGGGUAUUGAUCAGGCUGUUCCGGAGCAGGCUACAGCUGCUCUGGUCAAGGAGGGCGGUGUUCUGAGCGCUUCGGCAAUCACCCUUUAA
Molecule: messenger RNA, 1749 nt
Organism: Penicillium chermesinum
Lineage: Eukaryota; Fungi; Ascomycota; Eurotiomycetes; Eurotiales; Aspergillaceae
Exons: 4
Coding region: 1-1749 (582 amino acids)
Biological process (GO): L-serine biosynthetic process
Molecular function (GO): phosphoglycerate dehydrogenase activity; NAD binding
Source: RefSeq, a predicted model, not a curated record